This is a messenger RNA of Fragaria vesca subsp. vesca, 1728 nucleotides long. RefSeq names its product pectinesterase/pectinesterase inhibitor-like. NCBI's taxonomy places the organism in Eukaryota, Viridiplantae, Streptophyta, Magnoliopsida, Rosales, Rosaceae. Gene Ontology annotation, biological process: cell wall modification. Bases 26 to 1612 code for a protein of 528 amino acids. The transcript is spliced from 3 exons. Gene Ontology annotation, molecular function: pectinesterase activity; pectinesterase inhibitor activity. The record is from RefSeq and is a predicted model, not a curated record.
CUUAAUCAUUUACCUACAAGCAACAAUGGCAAUCCAACAGUCUCUGCUUGAUGCUCCCAAAGCUACUUCUCGCUGCAAAUCUCUCUAUCUGAUUCUCUCCUUAGCUGCUAUUAUAGGCUCGGUUACACUUCUUUCCAUCCAAGUUAUGAUCAAAACCAGCUCCUCUAAUUCUCCUCCAGGAGUCAUGAUUGCUGAUGUUGAUCUACUACAAGGGCUCCUAGAGGAAUCCACACCACACUUGCAACAAGCCCUUGAGACGGCGAAAGAUGCUUAUGCUAAGAUCAAUGACCCUAAAGAUCGAGCGGCUCUUGUCGAUUGUGUGGAGCUCAUGGAAGUCACCAUGGACAGGAUUCUUGACUCUAGAGUGGCUCUCAAGAACUUGAAGGUGCAAAAUACCAUGGAAGAUGUUCAUACAUGGCUUAGCAGCGUACUCACUAACCAUGUCACAUGCUUGGAUGGACUAAAAGGACUAUCAGCCCGGACUAUAAUGGAGCCUAGGCUCAAUGGCUUGAUAUCCAAGUCAAAAGCCUUCCUAGCCAAGUUGGUUGAAAUUUCUCCAUCAAAAGAGAAAGUGAUCGGUGAUCAGCCACUGGAAAUCGGAGAUUUCCCAACAUGGGUCAAAAGGAGGGACCGGAGGCUAAUGUCGAGGGAUUUUCAGAAGGGAGUUGAGGCCAAUGUUGUGGUGGCAAACGAUGGGAGUGGGAAAUACAAGACUGUGAAAGAAGCCGUGGCAGCAGCACCAGAUAAGAGCACAACCAGGUAUGUCAUUUAUGUGAAAAAGGGAACAUACAAGGAAAAUGUUGAGGUUGUGAAGAACAAGAAGAACUUGAUGAUUGUUGGAGAUGGCAUGGAUAAAACAAUCAUCACUGGUAGCCUCAAUGUUGUUGAUGGAUCAACCACUUUCAAUUCUGCCACUCUAGCUGCUGUUGGUGAUGGAUUUAUUGCACAAGACAUUUGGUUCCAAAACACUGCUGGCCCGGACAAGCACCAAGCUGUUGCACUUCGUGUCGGAGCCGAUCAAUCCGUGAUAAACCGGUGUCGGAUCGACGCUUACCAAGACACUCUCUAUGCCCACUCCAAUAGGCAGUUCUACCGAGACUGCUACAUAACAGGUACCGUAGACUUCAUAUUUGGAAAUGCGGCCGUAGUACUUCAAAAUUGUAAGAUAGUGGCACGGAAGCCGGCGAGUGGACAAAACAACAUGGUCACGGCACAAGGUCGGACGGACCCUAACCAAAACACCGGGACUUCCAUUCAAAAAUGCCAAGUAAUCGCAAGUUCCGACUUAGAGCCGGUAAAAGGGACGGUCCGGUCAUACUUGGGCCGUCCCUGGAAGGAAUACUCUAGGACUGUUGUGAUGCAGUCCACCAUUGGUGACCACAUUGAUCCGACUGGGUGGUCUAUAUGGAGUGGAGACUUUGCUCUGAAAACACUAUACUAUGGUGAAUAUGCAAAUAGUGGACCCGGGGCUGGUACCAGCAAGAGGGUGACUUGGGCCGGGUACCAUGUUAUUAAAACCGCAUCAGAGGCCCAAAGUUUCACCGUUGCUGGGCUUAUACAAGGUGGGUCAUGGUUGAAGUCCACUGGGGUUUCUUUUACCGAAGGACUGUGAUCAGUUGUGGACUUGUGGCACAUUCUAUCUCUUUUUCAGUAUUUUGUGCUUUGUUUCAAUAAAUAAGUUUUUUUUUUUUAUGAGAAAUAAAUAAGUUGUUUCUAUCUAUUUUCACU